UUCCUUCUGGGACCUAUGAGGCCGCAUUCAGCCCAUUUUCCGAUCAAAACUGUGACGUUUUGAUCAGAAUUUGGGCUAUUUUCAACUUCUGAUUUUAAAUACGAAUUUUCAGAGUAAUUUUGGUUAAUGAUGUAGAACCCAUCACCCACCAAUACAUCAACACCACUAUUCAUGUUCUACCAAAACAACAUGUUUCAGCUAUUAUACAAUGAUCGGAUGAUACCCCUUCUGAUUCCUCAGUAUACAGGAAAGGCAAAGAGGGAGAAAAAGAAGAAGGAAGCUUUGUGCUGAGGGAACCGUGCUCUGCUAGUUUCUUGGUUGGAUUCCUCCAUUCUACCAUCUAUUUUGUGUUUUAAGGAUUGUUUUGUGUUUGGAUUGUUUGUUAAUGUUUUUGUUAUGAAAGCAGAAAAUGUGAAGUUUAACGAACAGAGCCAUUGAUUUUCUUUUUUUGAUAAAUAACAGAGCCAUUGAUUUUCUUUUAUUUUAUAAACCCUAACGCCUACGGGAGACAAAGCGAAAGAGAAGCGAAGGCGGUGGUUGAAGAAGAAGAAGCGAUGGCGAAGUCAAUGAGGUCGAAGAAAGAGAAGAGGCUUCGAGCGAUUCGGAGAGAGAUAGUGGAGCCCUUCUACGACAACAAAGACGCCGCUAAGCUCGCUGCUCAGGAGGCUGCCCUCGCCGCCCCUAAGCUCCCCGCCCGUCCCUCUUCUACAAGUACCGAUACCACUACAACUACAAACGCUAUGGAUGUGGAGAUGGCUGAUGGGAAUCAAAACUUGCAUUCUUUAAAGCCUACCGGUGGAAUAGGGAAGAAGUCCAAAAGAAAAUUCAAGAUGGGUAAUGGCAAGCGCCGUGGUAAGGCCAAUAGGAGGAAGGACCAUAUUUGAUUCCAUAGCAGAUACUUGGUAACUGAUAUUUUUCUCCUACUGUAUUAAGUAAGGGCUUUCUUGUGGCCUUUGGGCAAUCUUGGUACUUCUAAGAUGGGUGUUUUUUGUAUUCUGAUUUUGUUUCUUAGGGAUUUAAG
Alnus glutinosa is the source of this 1021-nucleotide messenger RNA. RefSeq lists its product as uncharacterized. Lineage: Eukaryota; Viridiplantae; Streptophyta; Magnoliopsida; Fagales; Betulaceae. The transcript has 2 exons. The record is from RefSeq and is a predicted model, not a curated record. The coding region runs from base 555 to 884 and encodes 109 amino acids.